Molecule: messenger RNA, 13449 nt
Organism: Brassica rapa (field mustard)
Lineage: Eukaryota; Viridiplantae; Streptophyta; Magnoliopsida; Brassicales; Brassicaceae
Product: auxin-induced protein X15
Biological process (GO): response to auxin
Source: RefSeq, a predicted model, not a curated record
AGUAACAUAUUUUAGACUUUUGUAUAUACAAUAAUAUAUUAUCUAAAUUGAAUAAACUUAAAAAAAUAUUAGUAAAAAGAAAUACAGCUUUGAAACACGGGUCAGAAUUUAGCAUAAAUUAAAUACAAAAUAUUUUCAAAUAUGUUUUUUCAUGAAUAUAUUAAUUUGCUUAAUAACUAAAUGCAAAUACAAUAAGAUAAAUAUAUAAUAAGAAGUAAAAAUACAUAUGGUUUUAAUCAAAUGAUUGAUUAUAACAUGUAAAAUAUAAUAUUAUUAUAUUUGAAAUAGUUAUAUAAACAUUUAAGUAUAUGAUUAAUGUUAAAAAAAUAUACCACUAAUGUUUAAAAAUAAUAAUUUAUGUAUAAAAAAAGUAAAAACAAACACCCGCGCGGUUGCGCGGGUCAAAAUCUAGUUUUAAUUAUUUUAGAAAAAAUAAUUCGUAUUAUUUUUUAUUAAUUUUAAAAUUUAUGAACUUACCAAUUAUAGUUUUAUAUUAUACUGAAAAUAUUGUCAUCCUGUUCCUCUAAGUUCUUGAAUUUAAUAAUCCAAGUUUUAAAAUAGAUAUAUCCUAUAUAAGAUGUUGUUUUUUACAUGUCACACUCACAUUCUUUUCACCACAAUCAGUUGCCCCCAAUCAGUUAGAUACUCUUAAUAAAUCAGGAUUGGACUUAUUAUUGCUAAUAAUUAAUAUUUUGUUUCGAUUUCCUUUUUCAGUUAAUAAAAUUCUUCAAAUUUGUUUUGGGAAAAAAUAAAAAAGGAAAAAAAUCUUAAAAUAUCUGUAAUUUUUUUAAGAUAAUCUUUUUAAUACAUUUUUAUUUUAACUUCUUUUUGGUAUUUUAUAUUUUAUGUAGAUUUGGUGACAUAUUUCAACUAUGUAUGUUUUUUAACGCUGGAUUAUUAUGAUAUUCGAACUAUGAGAAAUACUUACUGAAUAUUAUACAAUCGACAAUUAUACUAACUGCAAUACUCGAGUCGCCAAGUGAAAUCUUCGCUUAAUUAACUGUAUUCUUUACACCAUACUGUAGAUUUUUAUAAAUUUUUCCAUUAAUAUACAUAAUUUUUUUUUUAUGAAAUCGAAACUCAAAUUUUCUGAUGUAAAAAUUACAAUGAACUUUAAAUCAAACCAAUGGACCGAUGGAAUUUCCAUAGCGAUGUAUGAUUAAGAGCAUCUCCAAAAAAGAACUCUAUUUUAAAGUUUCUAAAAUUUUAUAUUUGAAGUUUAAAAGUGUUUUUCUCUAAAAGCAAAACUUCAAACUUAAUUUCAAAAGUGACCAACAAUGAGUAGCCGAUCAGUUUAUUUUUCUGAUCCAAGAUUUCAUCAAUAAUUCCAUUUUCUUUUUGCAGGUGUUACUUCAAUUACCGUUAUGCACUAAUGUAUGAGAUGUCACCUUUUAAUAUAUUUGGUUCCCAAAAUUUAAUCAUCUCUACACGUUGUAUAAAGGAAUGCCGCAGUUACAAUCUGUAUCAUUUUCUCAAAAAGAAAAACAAAAAAACAAUUACAAUCUGUAUCAUGAUAUGUCCAUGGUUGCUAUGGUAAUAAUGUCCAUGGAUCUUGUAUUUUGUUUAUUGAUAUUAAAAGAAAUUACAGACUAUUAUGAUUAGAUAUCAAAUGUGUUUGAUUUUUUUUUUUUGACAUCAAUAUAAACAAACUCAACCAAGACUCUACAAACCAUAACAGUAACUCUGCAUCCAUAUGAACGUUAAACAACAAUUGCUACCUAGCAGUCCAUGCAAGACUGUCCGUCCUUUUAUUAUGCAUCCGGGGUAUAAGAAUGAGCUUUGAAUGAUUGAAACUUCUCUUUAGUAUCUUGAUAUCUACCAAAUAACUUGCAAAAACAUGCUAUUUUUCUGGUUCCGAAACCAUCUUCACCAUUUGAGAACAAUCCGUUGCAAACGUGACGUGAUACUGCCUUAAAUUUCUCAUUGCCCAAAUGAGGGCUUCAACUUCCGAAUGAAGUGGUGAUUAAUAAACUUGCCAUUGUGUUUCUUGCACCCAUUAAUCCAUCAAAACCUUCAAGAGUACUAUACCAUCAUUGUCCACAAUGAAUAUUAUUUUCUUUCCAUGACCCAUCCAUGAAACACUAUCUCUCCAGUAUGUUAGGUAAGACUGGUAACUCCACUACCCUCGUUUGUGUAAACCUCUCAGUUAUCGAUGCUUGAGCCUUCCUCCAAAUCAACAAUUCAGUUUCUGCCAAUUUUAGUGAAUCUCUUGGAUCAAUGUCUAUGUUACUAAAAACCUUGUUGUUUCUGGUCUUUCAAAUAUACCAUAAAAUCUAUAUAAAAUGGUGAUCUUUCAUAUGCAGAAAUACCCUCCAGUACAUAUAAUCCAUGUUUAUGUAGAGCGAUUGUGUAGGAAAUUUUGUGGAUUUGAAAGAAUCCUUGAUAAAACCCAUACUUGAACUGUUGGUGGAAAUUCAAAGAACACAUGAUUUAUUGACUCUUCAGCCGCUCCACAUUUUGCACAAUGUGUAUCCCUUUGAAUCCCUCUUGCUCGCAAAUUUUUGUUACUGAAAUACAACCUGAUACUAUAUGCCACAAAAGGUGUUUUAUUUCAGGAACAUCUUAUUUUCCAGGAGAAGGCCUUUAGAGGGGUAACAUUUGGACCAUAUAACGGUAAUGUUUCAUCUCCAUCCGGAUAAACCCGAUCUACUUGAUAACCAGAUUUCACUAUAUACCUGCUAUUAUUGGUGAAAUGUCAUCCAUCUCUGUCAACCAUGUGAUACUGACUCAAUGGUAUACUCUCUAUAAUUUUCCCAUCAUGUGCGUCCACCAUGGAUCGGAUUGCUUGAAUACUCCACGUACUUGAAAUUGCAUGAAAAAUCCGCAGUAAAGUCCGCGUAAAAAUUACUAGUGAAUUGAUUGUUGUUUGCUGGUCUCAGAUCAAAUGUGUUUGAUAGUAAAGCUACAUGAGCUAUGACAGGAAGACCCAAGCAAAACAAUCAUUCGGUGUCAUCUAUAGCCACCUAAAAAACCUAUAGAUAAUCAUCAAUAAUCAUCCGUAUUUUUCGACAAUGAUCUUAAAGAAGUUAAGAGUCACGGAAAUCUGUUGGCAAGCGAAAGUGGUCCACCUCUAAUAUCUGAAAUCCCCGUUUACGUACUAGAUCAUUUGGUCCAAUAAAUAAAGAAACUUGAUAUAAUUUUAAAACUGAUACAAAUAAAUGAAACAGAAAACUGAUUCAAAAUCUUAAAGGUUCAUAUAUACGCAAAACUUCUUUUAAUCAAUCAUGACGCUAAGCCAAAAAUAUUUUAUAUGCUCUAUCAAGCUCAUCCGAUCCUUUAGAAAGAACACACUUAGCCAAAUACUUCUUCUAUUUGUUUCUUGACUUUUUUUAGUUUCUGUCUUCAACUCUUCUCUUUCAACGUAUAAAUGAUACCAAUGACUGAAACCAUCUACAGCAAGCAACUAUUUUAGGUACAAAGGGGAAGAACAUAUAUGUCUACAGACUAGCACACUCAAAUAAGAUAUGAAAAUAAUAUAUUGUAGGCCAUGUGGAGCAAAUGGCUAUUGAUCUAUUUCGAUCACUGAACAGUAGUAUGUUGUAUAUUCAAAACUCAGUCAUAACAACAAUUGCAAUCAUCGUCAUCAUAAUCACAUGCAAAGAUGUACUAGUCAAAUCUUAUCCAAUGGCAUAUAACUUCUUCAAAUUAUUGAUAGAGCUGUAUUUACAAAAUAUAUAUAUAUAUAUACACACAUAAAAACCAUCUCUUUACUCAUAGUUUCCAGCAGUACGGCCCCUAGUUUAAGAGCAAAGGAAAAUUCUACUUUAGGACUUGGAACUUAUUAUACGUAAUGUUUUCAUAUAUAACUAUCAACCAUUUCAAGAACUGGACCCACUUAGCCUGACCAGGUCACACUAUUCACCACUUCGAGGCUCUAAUUAAAUAUACAUACCCGACUUUUAUAUUGGCAAUCAUAUAAACACAUACAUUAUAUAGUUUUUUUUUCUGAAACUACAUUAUAUAGUUGCAUGCAUUCUCCUUAUAUAUAUGUAUGUUUACAUAAAUAUGAGCUAAGCCAUGUGAGCCAGAUGGAUGAUGGAAGGGUCCAACAGCGCACAACUUUUUUUUUGGGGGGGGGGGGGGGGGGGGGGGGGGAUGUUUUGGUGAUAGAUAUAUCGCAUCUUACUGCUAUUUUAGCAUUAAAGUCUUUUCAUUAUCUUGAAGUCACAUGCUAGCUUUAAGUUCACUCCUAUAAAUAGAAAUUUCUUCUCCUCCUUGUCUAUCAAGUCAAAGCAAAUCUUCAAAUCACAAUCUAUGAGGAACAAAAACGGACCACCAUCAUCAACAACAACUUCAGGGCUUGUUCCUAAAGGUCACGUAGCCGUUUAUGUUGGGGAAAGAAUGGAGAAGACAAGGUUUGUGGUUCCGAUAUCAUACUUGAACCAUCCUUUGUUCAGACAGUUUCUUAAUUGCGCGGAGGAAGAGUUCGGAUUUCAUCACCCAAUGGGUGGUUUGACGAUUCCUUGUCGAGAAGAAGCGUUUCUUCAUCUCAUCAGCUGCACUGAGGAACAAAAUUAUUAAUAUUUAGUAGUCUUAAGGGUUUUGAUGAAACUUUGUUUUCUCUCUCUCUCUCUAAGGGGAGAAUUAUAGGAAACUUACUUGUGUGUAUACAUCGGAAUAAGAUACUAAAAGUUGUACUAUAGUAUUCAUAUUCAAACUAUUAAAAGGUCAAGAUGCAGAGGGUGGCAACUUAUCAAAAAAAAAAAAAGAUUUAGAGGGUGACUGCAUUCUAAGCUUUAAAGGUUGUGCAUAGGAGAUUUAGAUCUCUUUUUAUUUUCUUACCAAUUUGUUGUGUGUAAAUGCUUAAUAUAUUGGGAACAAAUAUAUAUAUUUGAAACAUAAUAUCUGCUCUCCAACUUCAAAACUACAAUUUAGAAUACCGAAGAUAAUAUGUUGAGCUGUUUCGAUAAUGUGACAUCGUAAAAAAAAAGGGUGACAUCGUUAGAUGUUAUAGUACUGCCUCGAAUAUUACAUUUACGAAAUACAUUAUUUUUUUGUUUUUUUGGAACACUACAUUAUUUUUUGUAUUUUCAUUUCUUUGCAAUCAAAGCAUUGUAAAUAGUCUCUCCCAUCGCGAAUCGAACAAAGAAAUAGAUUAUUGUAAAAAUGGAACGUUUUGUAUAAUGAGAAAUCUGUAUCACAUAUAUAUAAGUACAUUUAUUAAUUUACCAUAGCCAGCUGACUUACAUUAUAAAUACAGUAUCCUAAAACUAUAUAUAAGACUUCAAACUAUAUUUAAAGGAAUGGUGGAUCACAUGCACUAUGAAGAAACUAAAAUGGGUUGUAAGUAACGAUUACUAUAAUAUGUAAAUCAAUGUUAACAAAUCAGAAGAAGACAUAUUAGCGUCAAAUAAACGCAUAAUAUAUAUUAAAAAUAAGUGAAACAGUAUUGAACAAUUGUUUUAGUGAAAUUUAUCAUGAUAAAAAUGUAAAUCAUAUCUAAAUGAUUGCACAUUUAGAUUUUCAAGCACAUCAUGUUACUCUACGUUGUUAGGAAGAGAUAAUUGUCAAAAGUGUCUAUUUUCAUCAAUGACAAUGAGGAAACUUAUUUCUGUUGUCUAUUCAUCAUAACGAAUAUGACCACACCUGUUUCAUGUAACGGCCAGAGGUUUCAAUUAAGUGACAAAGAAAGCAUGUGAUUCCUGUAACUUAGGUGGGCCCUAUCUGGUUAUAUUCUUUAGUCACUCAUAGAAAUCAGAAUCAGCUUGAUGCUCUAGGUAAACCCUAGUUUUUAUUAAGAAGAUCCCAUGUGAAACCCUUCACUUUUAAAUACAACAAAAAUUUAUUGUAUCAUUAAACACAAAUUCGAAAUUAGAUUCCUUAACCUAUAAACUACUCUAUAAAUAGCAACUAACACACAACUCCACCAAAAAAAAUAAUCUUUCUCCGUUUUCAUAAAACAUAUUGUUCUUAAUUACAGUCUCUAUAGAAACUCUUGGUGUAGACAUGGUGGCUAUUCGAUUGUCGUGUGUUACCAACUCUAAACAGUCCCAAAAACAGCAAUUUCGGGUUCCAAAAGGACAUGUUGCGGUUUAUGUCGGAGAAGAGAUGGAGAACAAUAAGAGAUUCGUGGUUCCCAUUUCGUAUUUGAACCAUCCUUUGUUUCAAGGUUUGCUUAAUCGAGCAGAGGAAGAGUUCGGUUUCAAUCAUCCCGUUGGUGUAUUGACGAUUCCUUGCAGAGAAGAAACAUUCGUAGGUCUUUUGAAUUCUUAUGGUUGUAUUGUUUCAACUUGAGCAUCUUUUUUUUGGGAACCUCAGAAAUUUCUUUGAUUUUAUUUUCUUUUCUAUUUUAUAGAUUUUUUUGGUUGUUCCUUUUGUUUAUUUAUUCAAAGGAGAACAGCCUGCAUCAACAUGUAUAUAUUUUGUACUUCCACAAAAACAUUGAUAUAAAUCAUGUUUGCGAAGAUAAUCUUGUUAUAUAAGUUCAUUCGGAAUAUACCUUUAGCUUGACAGCUGAUUUAAACCUGACAGCACUUGUAAGGAGUCUCUACAAUAGGUUUUUAAACUUCAAAACAUAUUACAUAUUGUUAUACAAAAGUUAUUUUAUAAAGUUAGAGAACAAAUUUUAUGCGUCACGCUGAUACCGGUUCCUAUCGUCUUGCAUUUGGUUCCAUGGUUGUUCCCAGCGAGAAUUCCGAAACCUUGAUCUUUCUUCCUCCACUCUGCUGCUGGUACGUAGGAUGAAGGCCUCUUGUUUCCUCUUUCCGGAAACUUUACCCAUUUAGUAUCUGGUUCCUCGUACAUUUUUCCCUUGCCUUUUCCAUAGUAGCCUCUCUAAUCUUUGAGAUUUUCUUGAUUGCUCACGUCACCAUUGAUCACCGCUCCUUUGUAGCUCCUUGCACGAUCCUCUUUUCGGCUUUUUGAUUCGUCCUUGGUUUCUUUCUUCUUAACAGGAGUCUUUGGGUUCAAAGGACAAUGAUCCUCAUCAUGACAGAGCUUGAAACAUAGCUUACAGAACUCAAACAGUUUCUCAUAAAACUCACAGCUCUUAAAAUCAACAGUUGCAUCAAAACAUAGCUCUUUAGUGCCAUCUAUCACGACUCUCAUCUUGCCAUAAUCCAGAUCAACAACAUCUGUUGUAGAUAGAUAAAGGAUCCAAAGCCCAAAUAUUAAUUAACUUUUCAACAGUAGACCCUUUCGGUUUAUUUUUCAGUUAAUUCGAGGAAUAGCAUUUAAUUUAUUAUAAAUUUAUAUACAUUAUAUAUAUACCAUAUUUAGUUAAUUUAUAUAAUAAUCCGACAAUUUAUUUGCAUUUGAUACACACCUUGAUCUCUGGUUAGAAAGUUGAAAUCGAAAUAUCUCCAUAUUUACAUCUAAAACAUAUUCCAAUAAUCAACUCAAGAUUAUAUACAUGCUACGAAACCAUAGUUUCAAUGCAGCCAUGUCGGCACACCAAACUAUCAUAUUAUAUAAAAUGAUUUUUUAAUAUUAUUGAAUAUUUGUUUAACGUUCUUUUUCUCAGACAUCAAAUUUCCUGUAACUAGAAAAUCAAGAAUGGAAUAUGGGUGAUUAGAUGUGCGACUCAAAAAAUCAAAGAUCAAUAUGUAAUGAUUUGUUAAUUGCAACUUCUAGAAAUUCAAUAUAUUUGUGGCAUUAAUUAUUUGCCACUCAGAAGAUUCGCAUCUAUGAGAAGAAAACCAAACCAAUGAUUAGCCAAUUUGACAUUGUCUUCUAUAUUUAAAUCUGAAAUAUCAACUUGGUUAUUUGUAUCCUGAAUUUUUGCUUCAUGUUCAUUGUUAUUUUAUCCAAUGAAAAAAGAAAUGUGACAAGUUGCGCUCACAGUCUUAUUUGAAAGUUCUCUGUCCACUUGUUAUUAUCUGUUACUUAAAAGUACACAUCUCUAAUAAGUUCAAUUUAAUAAUAAGAAAAGAGUAUUAUGAUAAUAAUACGUUUUGAUUUUUCAGCAGACAUAUAUUAUUUUCAUAUAAGUAAGAACAGAGCAUUUCUUUUGCUGGAGAGCUCGAUGUGAGUUAAGUUAACUAACCCAUGGGACAAGCUGAUAAGUCAAACAACAUACAUGAGAAAAAAAUGAAGAAAGAUUACACUAAGAGUCACUUUUCUACUUUAUUAUUAUACUAGAUAAAAAUCUGCGGCGUAGCCCGGAGUAUUACAACACGAAAUUUCUUUUGUUAGGUAUCAAAAUCAGAAAAGCUUGAAAUUUAUACAAUAUAAAGCCUUUGUGUUUAUAAAAGUCUAAGCAACAGUCAGCAAACUAUUAGCCAUCGGGAAAGUUCUAAAGCCUUUGUGUUUUCCUCUUUGGUACUCAUGAAUUGAUGCAGUUAGCGAUCCAACCAUUUUCUUCAGAUAUUUCUCUGAUUAAAAUUUCUAGUUGUUUGUUCACUAAUUUUUUUUUAUCUUUGGUCACAUUUUGUGUUACCUUCUGUUAGGAACAAAGUUUGAAAAGCAUACCAUACGGAAUUAUUUAUGUUUCUACGCUUAUAAAUUGUAUUAGUAGUUAUUUAUAACUAAUGUUAAUACUUGAUUGUUAGAUUAACUUCUUAUCUACAACUUUGAAAUAAAAAAUUGAAGUGUUUCAUGAUGGUUUCUCUGAGAUGAAACAUAAAAGGGAAAAUCAUUGGUCUCUUCAUCUUGUAUAUUGUGCUACACAUACAUUGUGUAAAUAUUAUAAAUACUCUGAAGUUGUAAACAUAAACCACCAUGGAAAGUUUAGUAACAAUAUAAAGUAUGUAAACAAACUAAAGUAUUCUUUCCUCAAUAUAUGUUGGCGCCAACAACAAAGUUGAAGGACUUGCAGUGUGGCUGCGAUCUCCCUGACCAAAUACAAAUAAGCUCACUUAUUUUGAAGUUGGUCAUGCAAGCUUAGCUCUACUCUGUUUGGAAAGAGCGGAAUCAUCGAUUUCACUCAUCGCUAUCUCAACCAACAACGUAAGGGAUGGGCCUUCAUUUGAAAAUCUCCCAAACAAUGAGAGCUUAGCUAUAUCUUUUUCCCCCGAGUUAUACCGUCUAACGAUUAAGAAAGUUUAUUACUCUCUACAUAGCAAUGUUUGGUAAAAGAAAAUUUAAUUUAAACCGAACUAAUUGACUAAAACUGAGACAGUAAAAAAUUUAAGGCUUGUUUGUUUCUCCAUCUGGAUAAGUCAUCUAGAUGAAAAUGAGAGAUUUGUUUGUUUAUGUAUUAAAAGUACAAUUCAUUCAGAUGGAUCAUCCAAAUGACUUUUGAACUAAUUGACUAAAACUGAAACAGUAAAAAAUUUAGGGCUUGUUUGUUUCUCCAUUUGGAUGAGUCAUCUAGAUGAAAAUGAGAGUUUUGUUUGUUUAUGCACUAAAAGUACAAUUCAUUUAGAUGAAUCAUCCAAAUGACUUUUGAACUAAUUGACUAAAUGAUAUCUCAUGAUUUUAAUGAAUUUUAGAUUCAUAUUUAAGUUUAAUAUGAUCAUUUUAGAUUGCAUUUAGGUCUUUAUGUUGCAUUUGCAUACUCAUUUGCAUAUCAUAGGGGUUGGAUUGCACAAAUGGAAGUUUGGAGCCAAAAUGUGAGGUUGUUCUUGUGUAUUCAAGACUUUGUGGCUGAUUUGGAAACCAACAAAAGUCCAGGGACCAAUGAUGUGAAUUCAGAAUAUUCGAUUGGGCUAGAUUGCAACAUUAAAAUGUUUGGGGCUGAAUCAAGAGGAUGUUUCUGCAAUUAUAAUAGUUUUGGGUCAAGUCGUAUUUAUCCAAAAGGUGAAGGGCCAGAUGUGCAAAAACUCCAAAAUCCACCAUUGUUGCACGAGCUUCUUCCUCCGUGACGAGCAGACUGAAGCGACGACUCCCGACGGCGAUUCCGGAGCCUCCAUGGCGGAUCCUGGCGAGGAAGAAGGAGUUUGUGGUGGUUCGUGGCGAAGUGAGACGAGCCGCGGCGGAGAUUCUGAGCACGGCCACGGGAGAUAGAGAGGCCGUGAGCCAGUGACGACAAAGGAGACGACGGCUGAAGCUUGAGACGAGGAAGGCAAGAAUCGAGCAUGAACCACAACGGCUUGACAGUACGGGUCGAUGAAAUCACUGUAUCUCGGACGCACCUUGGAGCGGACCUGCAACGCGGGAAGAAGAAGCCGCGCGCACUUGGACAAACUCGAUGUCAGUAUCAGAGCGGCUUAGUGAAACGGGUUGCGUUACCCGCUCGGAGAAGACAAAGAAGCGAUUUCAAGAUGUGUUGACCGGUUUAAUCCGGUUUGACCCGGUUUAAUUCAACUGAACCAGACGAGUUUAGACCUCUUAUAAAUAGUUUUAGCCUCCAAAAACCCUAAUUUAUCUCAUUUUCUCUCAAGACUUUGUCUAAACUUGUAAAAGCUUGAAUCUUUCUAUAAUUUAAGGAAGUACUUCAUCUUAUAAUUGUGUUUCUCUUGCUCAUUAACAUGAUUAGCUUUGAUCCUUACAUGGGUUUAAGGUUUCUCAUGGAGAUUAUUGAGUAGACACAUUUUGGAUUCAUGGGUUAAGGUAGAUUAGGGUGAUUAAGCUAGAUCUAAAGUAUUUUAGUAUAGAUCCAUCUUGUUCCUUGCUAGUAGAGUGCUUUUAAUGCAACUCUAGAGUUGGCCUCUCUAAAGUUGAGCUCUAGGCAUUUCAUACCCGGAAGGUGUUUGAUGAAAUGCCUGAACCAAUUCUCCUAAGCUUUUAACAUCCUUUACCAAAGGGAUUUGUUGUUAAAGGUGUUAAGAUGGCUAGUAGACUUGAGAUUAAUGAUUACUUAGAUAACAUUCAACCAAAGGGAUUUGAUGCUUGAGUUAUCUAGGUAAAUGGGCAUUCAUCUAGGGAUAGAGUUUGUUUAGGAUUGUGUCUAGGCCUAAGGUAGAUAGAUUGGUUGAAAGUUGACACCUUUAGAUUGAAACUUGAUCACCUUAUAUCAAUUAUCCUCACCCAUGAAUCCAUCCUUAGCAUUUGAAAGUUCUUGCACUUAUUUCUUGAUUGGAUUUGAGAUCACCUUGUUUAUAUUUCUAGGAUCUUAGCUUGUUACAAAUCAUCCAUCUUCUUGUUUGCUUAGAUUAAGAAAGCUUGUGUAUCCUUGGUGUUAUAGGUCACUAGUUCCUUGUGGAUUCGAUCCUAAAAUGCUACAAUGACAUACCAUUCGAUUGUGGUAUUGUUGGCACAUUAGGUUAAUUGGUGUGUGCUUAAACGCGUAAUCAAUUUGGCGCCGUUGCCGGAGAACUAGUAGAUUUAUCAUUAGGAUUUCAAUCUUUCUUGAGACUUAGCUUUAUUUUCUUGCUUUGUUUUUCUUUUGCAUAGUUACUAACCUUUACUUCUAGCUUUUGUUCUUGAGUGAUGGCUUCAAGCUGUUUUGAGAAGCCACAAGAAGAGGAAGAUCACAUCGAAGAUGAGCCAUAUGUGUAUGUGGAGCCACCACCCUUUGAUGCAAGUAUACUCACACCAGCAUAGCAUGUGACGUUAAAUGAGCUUCAGAAGAAGUACCCGGGGUCAGCAAAGACAUCCCUAGCACGAAGGAUCCGGGUGGAGCUUAUUAAGGAUCAAGCAGAGCUUGAAGGAAGGGAGGUUACACAGUAUGAGUUCAAUGUUGCUUAUGACCUUAAAGAGGUAAUGUAUUGGGUUCCACCAUCCCAGCUGGAAGGUACAAGAAUUUCCACUCUAGAACUUCAACUUGAGGAACUUUGCUUGCCUUAUGGUGAGAAUAUUGCCCAUGAUCUUGAUUCUCUUGUGCUCAUAAAUGAAUGUCUUGAUCUAAUAUGUGAAACUAGGAAGCUAGAUGAGUUGAGAAUAGAAAAGCUUGCUAGAGAUCAUAUUGAAGUUUGUUUUGACAAGAACUAUCUUUGUGCUUCAAUUGAUCUUGAGUAUGAGUUUUUGAUGCUUAAUGAACCUAGACCUCUUCUUGAACUUGCUGAUUUAGGGGAUGAACUUGAUGUGGAUAUGCUUUUGCUUAGGAUAGAAAACCCCUUUGUCAAAAAUUAUCAUGAGAAUGUGAGCAUUGUGUAUUACUUGAUUGAUGGAGAUAGAGUUGACUACUUUGUUAAAACCUUGUUUGAGCCUGUAGUUGACUGUGUGUUUCCACCAUAUGCAUUUGAUUCUCAUGACCAUCUGAACCUCAAGGAGCAUUUCAUAAUUCAUGUCACAUCUUUAGUGAAGCUCUUUGAGGAAAAAUCUGUCUAUUUUCUAUGGAUAGUAGUGUGCUCCUUUGCAUACUUGGUUCCUUGUUCUUGUAGGAGAAGGACCAAAGGUGCAUUGGCUCAACCUUUUGAUACCUAUGAUUAACAAGCACACAAAGUCAAGCUAGAGACUUAAAACAAGCUCACUUGGGAGGAAAUCUCAUGUUUAUCCAUUGUAUAUAUAUAUUUUUUUUAUCUUCUCUUUUUAGGUUAUUUAAUAAGCAUGGUUGAGAUUUUUCAGGUCAAGUCUUACUUGCCUUGGCUGAUGUGAAGCAUUGUGACUCUAGACACUUGCCUUCUCCCCUUCAGUCCAUGUCCAUGGUGAAACAAACCCGAGGCCAAGGGUCCGCUACCACCCAAUUCAGCCAAUAACUCCAAGUAAGUGUCACUCCAACCUUGUACAUAUUUACUUUUCAUGUUUAUUUCUUUCCCUUGGAUCUCUUCUUUGAGCUUACUCUCACACAAGGGACUGUGUGAAGUAAGUUUGGGGGAGAGUCUACUAUCUCACAUCAUUUUCGGUUUUGUUUACUUGCCAUGAGUCUCAUGCAUUGCAUUGUGAAUACUUAUUUGCAUAGAAAAUUCAUAAAAAUUUGAUUUUUUUAAAAAAUCUUCAUGUAGUUUCACUUGAUCCAUUUGCAUCUUUAGGAUUGAGUCUAGAAGCAUUUAGAUUGCAUUCAUGCAUUGGAAGAAACCUUGUAAAGAACACAUGUCUAGAACUCAAUAUGACAUCCUAGCUAAACAUAUCAAGUAGCUUAAGCAUCUCUUGAAAAAGCUUGUAAGCUUCGAGCCUUGAAAACUCUUCUUGAAACAUGUUGUUUGCUUGAUGAUUGGCAUUGUUCUUGAAACCAACUCCAAAUGAACUAGGGCUUAAUGAACUUAAUCUCUCUUGCAUAUGGGCAUUUGCAUACUUGAUCAUGGAUAUUAUACACAUUUGGGUUAUCUUUCUCUCUUUGUACCAAUCUUUGUUAACCCAAAUGUCACUUCCAUACCUAUUAACCUUCACCAUUCUUUGAAGCCAACAUUAAUUUGCUUCAGUGAGGCCUUUUAUUGAUAGCAUGUCAUGUGCAAAAUUUUGAGAGUAUUAGGAGCGACAAUGAGUUGUUCUCAUCUUUGGCUAGCAUUAGGACCUCAUUUAGGCUAGCCUCUAGGAUGGUUGUUGAGUUUGUGAGCUUAAAUUCUUUUGAUCUUGGGAUUGGGAUGUGAGUGAAAGUGAAAAGAAAUGAACCAAAAAGAGUGAGAAAAGGAAAGGAAGCCACUAGGGAUCUAAAAAAAAAAAAAAAAAACUCUUGUGUUUAUAAAUAGAAUCCCCUUUAGAAUUAAAAAAAAAAACAUGAAAAGAGUAGGGAAAAGAAAAAAUAAAAGA